AUGGACACUGCCAGUUCACCUGUAAAAAAGGUUAAAAGCCCAGCUCUUGAUAAUAUUAAUACCAAAACAUCGGUCAUAUGUUUAAAGGUCCCUGAAGGCUUAUUUGAUGCAAUAACAGCUAAGAAGCAUUUUACCAAAUUUGGUCGAGUUCAAAAAAUAAAACUUUUUCCAAAACGACAGAUGUGCAUAAUUGAAUAUGAUCAACCCCUAAGUGCAGAGCGGGCAGUUUUGAAUGCUGGAGCAUUUGAUGGGUUUAUGUUCGAUGUUACUCGUACAAAGGGUCAAAUAAGGCGUAAGAGUAGGAAAGAUGAUGAUCCUGAUUGGGUACCGGACUCAGAUGUUGAAGAGGAACUUUCAGCUAUGAGAGGAGCUCCAACUUACCGAGUACCUCGUCAAAAAGGAGAAAGGAAACUGAAACUCCCCACAAAAGUAACAACAUUAUUGCCCAAAAGAAAACCGGUGUCAACAAUAACAAGAAUAAAACAGACAGUGACUCCACGUACAGCUACAGGAGAAUCCUCUUCAGUCACUGUGGCAUCCACUAGUUUAAGUACAUCAGAGGCAGCUGCAGAACUAUAUCAACUUCGCAGUAGGGUCUCUCUGACUCCAGAUGAGCAAUGGCGUACAUUAGAUGCUCGAGACAGAAUCUUACGUGCCUGGGGCGGUGCAGGUUCCAGGGUAAAGGUUGGAGGUGCUACUAUUGGCACUUGCCCAGACAUGUGUCCUGAAAAAGAAUUAUUACACCGUCAGGCUGAACAUCAGGUGAUGACAUUGGAAACAAUACCAGAUUCUGAUGGCCAGCUGGAACCUUGGCGUGCAGUCAAACAGUACAGUCGAAGCUCAGCUGACCAAGAGAUACCAAUGUGUUAUGAGUUGCGACCUGCACAUGUACUUACCAGGACCUGUGCUUAUCUGCUUAAUGAGAUAGCAGACACCACUAGACAGGUUACAUUGGCAGACUGGUUUCAUUUCAUGUGGGACCGAUUUCGGGGGAUCCGUAAAGAUAUAACACAACAGGCGUUGUGUUGUGCAGAUUCAAUCCGCCUGGUGGAGACUUGUGCCCGAUUCCACGCACAUUGCGCAGCUCGUCUUGCAGAUUUAGAGCAUACACAAUUUGAUCAGAAACUCAAUACAGACAAUCUCACCAAGUGCCUGCAGACCCUCAAACAUAUGUAUGCCGAUGUUGGACCCGAGUUGAAGCCAAGGGAGGCGGAGUUCAGGGGUUAUAUUGCUCUGUUGAAUUUGGGAGACUCGAAUUUCUGGUGGGAGAUCAAGCAGUUACCAAAGGAGAUUCAAAAAUCGCCAUCAAUCACGUUUGCCAUACAAGUGUUUACAGCAUUGGAUAACAAUAACUAUGUCAAGUUUUUCCGUCUCAUCAAUGAAAAAGCUACUUACCUCCAAGCAUGCAUUCUGUUGAGGUACUUCAAUGAUGUUAGAGCACGAGCACUUGCACGAAUUGUUAAAGCCUACGCACCCAGAGGCGGUUCAAGAUAUCCAGCUAAUGAAAUGAUGAGCGCCCUUGCUUUUGAAUCUGUAGGAAGUAUGAAGUCGUUUGUGAAUCAUUAUGGUUUACGUUUUUCAAAGACGGAAUCGGAAUUAACAAUAAUACUAGACAGGAAUCAGUUCAUAGAGGACAGUGAUCCAUAUCCACUUGCUCGAGCUGUGAAACUUAUAGAAUCUAAGAGACAAAGUACAGUUGGCGAAAAAGCCAAUGAGGCUGAGGCUAAGUUGCUAGAAGUAAAGAAAAAGGAAGAAGAAACGAUGUUAAAAAUGCAGCAACAAGAGGAAAUAAGGAGAAGAGAAGAAGAACUAAAGAAGUUAGAAAAGCAAAAGCAAUUAGAAGAAAUUAAGAAAAAAGAAGAAGAGAAAAAGCAAGAAGAACUUCGAAUAAAGAAACUAGAACAAGAAAAAAAGGCUGAGUUGCAAAGAAAAGCUCUGGAAGAGGAGAGAAUAUUUAAAGAAAAGGUUGAAAGAGACUCACAGCAAUGUCUAGCAGAUCUUUUAGAAGAAACCAAUAAUGAGACUAUUCAAGAUGAAGCUAUGAUACAGUUAGAGAAGCAACUUGAAGAGGAGAAGAAGAAAUCCGAUGAACUUGAAAAUUUAUUACGAGCGGCGUUAUCUGAUGUG
Messenger RNA from Iphiclides podalirius (scarce swallowtail), 2127 nucleotides. The record is from the annotation of a GenBank genome assembly. NCBI's taxonomy places the organism in Eukaryota, Metazoa, Arthropoda, Insecta, Lepidoptera, Papilionidae.